Messenger RNA from Linum trigynum, 2169 nucleotides. The record is from the annotation of a GenBank genome assembly. Lineage: Eukaryota; Viridiplantae; Streptophyta; Magnoliopsida; Malpighiales; Linaceae.
CAUCUCCAAGAAAAACCAAAACCACUCUUCUUGAUUCUUUCACAACUCACCAGAUUUCUCGAAACUUCCUCCAACGAUUUCUCUCUCUCUCUCUAGAAUUACUGCUAAGGUUUUCGAUUUUGGUGUUCGAUCAGUGAUCUGAACGGCGAUGAUGAUGUCUACGAUGGGCCGCGGUGGCGCCAGGAUGGCUGUGGCUGCUCUGGCGUUGCGCAAUUUCUCUUCGGCGACUGGCGGAGGAGCAGGCGCCGUCGCUCGGCAAGCUGCCUCGGCCGGUAUCGCGAGCGGCGGGGUCCAGGCUCCGAUUGCGGUCGGGGUCUGGGUUAGAGGUAUGGCGACGGCUACCAGCGGCGACCGGACCUUCGCAACGAUGACGCUGGCGGAGCAGGAACAGCGGGAAGAGAAGAAGCAGCCGCAGAUGGCAUCCGGCGGCGGCGGCGGCGGGAUGAACGGGGACGGAAACGAAGACAAGGAGAUUGUUAGUUACUGGGACAUACCGACUCGCAGGAUCCGAAAGGAGGAUGGAACAGAGUGGAAGUGGAAUUCCUUCAUGCCAUGGGAGACGUACAAAGCAGACACAUCGAUAGAUCUGAAGAAGCAUCACAAGCCAUCCACCAUGAUUGACAAAAUCGCCUACUGGACUGUCAAGUCUCUCCGCUGGCCAACCGAUUUGUUCUUCCAGAGGAGAUAUGGGUGCCGGGCAAUGAUGCUGGAAACGGUGGCGGCGGUGCCAGGGAUGGUGGGAGGGAUGCUGCUCCACUGCAAGUCACUAAGGAGAUUCGAGCACAGCGGCGGAUGGAUCCGAACCCUGCUCGAGGAGGCAGAGAACGAGCGGAUGCAUCUCAUGACGUUCAUGGAAGUGGCGCAGCCGAAAUGGUACGAGAGAGCGUUGGUGAUUGCGGUGCAGGGCGUCUUCUUCAAUGCCUACUUCCUGGGAUACGUCAUCUCCCCCAAGUUCGCGCACAGGAUGGUGGGUUACUUGGAAGAGGAGGCCAUUCACUCCUACACGGAGUUCCUCAAGGAGCUGGACAAGGGCAACAUUGAGAAUGUUCCUGCUCCUGCCAUCGCCAUUGACUACUGGCGGCUCCCGGCGGAUGCUACUCUGAAGGAUGUGGUGGAGGUGGUGAGAGCUGAUGAGGCCCAUCACAGGGAUGUCAAUCACCUUGCUUCGGACAUACACUACCAGGGGCAUGAGCUGAGGGAUACUCCGGCGCCGUUGGGGUAUCACUGAGUUGGAUUGGUUGGUUGGUUACUGCCGUGGAAUGGCGCAAUUAGAGAUUUGCAGAAGAUUUGAGUGAGAUGAUUAAUCUGGUUUACAAAUUGGUAAGUGUAAAAUGUGGUUUUUGUGGAUUCACUAUAUUCAUCUGUUCUUUGUCCUGCGUGUGAGCUCUACGUUUAAGGAUGUUGGCAUUUAGUUGAUUUCGUGGAUACAGUGCCUUAGCUGGGCUUGGCUUACCUUGUAAAUAUGAGUUGAUAUGAGUAAAAAUAAUCAUUUGUGGAGAAAUUGUUGAUGUUUACAUGGAGUGGUUAUACUAUUGGUUGGAUUAUACGGUUUAACAACAUUAGCACGACACGGUCCACUUAUAUAUUGUGUCGUGCCAGUGCCAGUGCCCGUGCCAUGAAGUUUAGGUCCGACACGGCCCAUAAUUAUUCGUGCUCGUGCUGGACUGACCCAUUUAUUUCGUGUCCGUGCUCACGUCAUGCUCUAAUCGUGCCGUGUCGUGCUAGCCCGUGGGCGGCACGGCACGAUGACCACGUAUAAAAGUAGCUCAUGGUCAUGGAUCAGGUGGAGUGUUUAUGGAGGAAAUCUGACUAUAAGUAUUGCAUCUUCUUUCUUUGACUAUACAUUUACUCCCCGCAUGUACAAGAGGAUUGACUAUUUAGUGGCUCAAAACAGUCUUUCAUCAAAAGUUAAUUAUCAACUCUAUUUUUUGGUUGAAUGUUGUGAUGUAACUAUCUAUUUUUGGACCAUUAUCUACGGGGGAAAACUCAUUACACGCCAAUUGUAGAGUUGGUGAAUUUGAUUUCCAACUCCUACAAAUCAAAAUGGAUGCAAACAACGUGCUUUAUCUUUGUACCAGUUUGCAAGUUUCAAUAUAUGGGAUUCAUCAAACUAUUUGCCAUCACCUGCCUUUCCCCGUAAUCGUAGUUAAACAAAUCUUAAAGCUACAG